AUGCUGCUGUCUCCGCCAUUACCUGUCGAGCUACUUGAGCUCAUCGUCGAGCACCUUCCUCAGCGCGACAUCCCAUCUGUUCUCAGGGCAAACAGCCUGUUUCAUGAUAUUUCAGUACGCGUUCUGUACCGCGACAUUCUAGAGAUGUCCCCACUCAAAUGCGUUACUUGUCUCUCCACCCUCGCAUCCAAGCCGACCCAUGCACGGUUCGUGCAACGCCUACAGAUCGACUGGUCAGGCCACAAGGUUAUCGGGACCUUGCUCCGCUUGUUGCAGCGCGCGUUGCAGCAAGUCAAGUCACUGAGGCAUCUCUCGCUCGAGCUAUCGUCUCAGGACAAUCAGUUCAACUUCUCAUGGCUGUUCUCUGGGGUCCAGUUCUCCCUACACACACUGGCAACCUCCGCGCGCUGCGAUGGUGCCCUUGCGGAGUUCCUGGAGACGCAGCCUCUGAUUCACGAACUCUCCCUGCGUGGAUUUCAGACGAGCAUGCCUUUCAUUCUGUCGCCCUCCGCUCUACCCCGCCUCACGUCCGUCCGGUCCGUGCACGCCGGCAUACCCGUGCUGGAACAGGUCAUACGGGGACGGCCCGUCGAGGCCGUAUCUAUUUCUUUGUUCGCAGAAGAUGGCUACGCGAUACUGGACACGGUCCGGUCGUCGAGCAGACCCAUCAAGCGUAUCACCGUCAUGGCGUUGGACAACAGACAGCCAUCCAAGCUACUGUUGGAAAUGUCCGAGCGCUUUCCACAACUGGAGGCGCUUCAUGUCGUAGUGCUUCUAGCGUUUUACGAUCAUCAAACCCUCCUCACAUUCGCCCCCUUCCUGUCCAGAUUCGCCCACCUGCGUUAUGUUACAUUCGUGGCUGGCUUCGGCGCCCGCUUCGACGAGGAGGGAGAAAUAGUCAAACAAUGGCACAAGUCGUGCCCAACACUCAAGACCAUCAUUUUGCCCAAGGGGCAGGUGUGGUUUGAGCGUGACGGGAAAUGGACCUGCUCGCUUUGA
This is a messenger RNA of Postia placenta MAD-698-R-SB12, 999 nucleotides long. RefSeq lists its product as hypothetical. Bases 1 to 999 code for a protein of 332 amino acids. The transcript is spliced from 2 exons. The record is from RefSeq and is a predicted model, not a curated record. Lineage: Eukaryota; Fungi; Basidiomycota; Agaricomycetes; Polyporales; Adustoporiaceae.